Molecule: messenger RNA, 1338 nt
Organism: Owenia fusiformis
Lineage: Eukaryota; Metazoa; Annelida; Polychaeta; Sabellida; Oweniidae
Source: the annotation of a GenBank genome assembly
AUGAGCAUGGAAACUGCACAUAAGAGACAUCUCAUCAAGAAUAGAGUGAAACUACUCGAUCUAAUAGUCAACGAAGAGUUCAUAAGUUACUUGAGAUCAACAUCUACAUUGUCAAGGGCUAUGGUGGAAGAUAUCGAGAUUGGUUUGGAUUCUAGGGAUGGGGAGUCUUUGAAAGGCCAAAUUGUCCAAAUUGUCCAACAGCCAUCUUCCCCCGCAUCUUCCCCACUUGAAGAAGAGUUCGAAUUACCAUCCGAAUGGCCAUUGAAGGACUGGGGUUAUUUGAGUGAAAUAAUGAACAUGAAAUUGUGCGACCAAAAUACGUGCAGACCUAUGUUUAACGGAGGAAAUAAUUCCUAUCCGAUGAAUGCUCCAUGCAAAGGAAGAGUCAUAGUUAUCAACAAUGAAGAAUUUGUCAAGAAGGCAAAUAGAAAAGGAACCGACCGAGACGCUAACAGUCUUCGUGAGCUCUUUCUGCAGAUGGGGUUCGAUGUACUGCCAUUGAAAAAUUGGAAAAAUCUGACAGCCACUGAAAUUCGUACUAAACUGAAGCACCAAAGUCAACAACUGAAAGAACUCUAUGACUGUAGCUCCUUCAUAUGUGCCAUCCUUAGUCAUGGAACAACCGGCAACAUGGUGAUAGGGGUCGACGAGGAUGAAAUAUCCGUACAGGAAAUAAAAGACAUAUUCUGCAAAUGCAAAGCGUUGAGUGGGAAACCCAAAAUUUUCAUAGUACAGGCAUGUCAAGGAGAGGAAAGGGAUGAGGGUUGCCUCGACCAUAGCUUUGAACGAUCCACAUCGUCUUCCUCAGGAGGUCGUGCUGAACCCAGUGAAUCGUUGGACCCAUCAGCAAUUUCGAAGCCACCCGUUGAUGGCGGUGACUUCGUUGAUGGUACACCAGAAUCGAUGCAAUCGUCUCCAACUAGCUUGCCAACUUAUGCGGAUACGUUAGUUGCUAAUGCUACGACAGAAGGAAUGGCGGCCUGGCGCCACUCAGAAGAUGGGAGUUGGUUCAUACAAGCUAUCGUAUACGUGUUUGCAAAGUGUGCCCAUCGUAUGGAGAUUUUAGACCUAUUUAGACAGGUCAACAACCUCGUGGCAAUUGCUGGAACAAGAACAACGAAAAGCGAAUACAAACAAGCAUCUACCUCCAGCAGUUCCUUCAGGAGGAAACUAUAUUUGUUUCCUGGGAUGAGCGGGAUAGACUGACGACCAACGCUUGUAUUACAGUAGAAAGUUUAAGCUUGCAUAUAAAAUCGAAACGCCAACCUAUACGUAUGGCCAAUCGCCCAUACAAAAUGCAUCGCUUAAAUAAUUUCCCUUCACAUUUAAGUUGUGAAA